AUGCCGUCUUUACAAAAUAAAACUACUGCUAAUUCUACGGAUACUAGCGAGAAGAAUCUUAAAGACGAAAAGAAAGUAGUACAGGAGGAAGAAGAAUGCGAAGAAGAUGAAGAAGGGGAUGAAGAUGAAGAAGCCGAAACUGAGGAUAGCGAUGAUCAAGUCGAUGAAGAAGCUAAUGAAAGAAGAAAGGAUGAAUGCUUACAAGAUAUGUCGGUUUUAGAAAAAAAAUUUAUCGAGAUCAAGGACAGAUUCUUUCAAGAAAGAUUAAAUGAAUUGAAUCAGAAAGCGGAGGAAAUCAAAAACGAAACCGCGGAAGAGUAUAUUGCAUCUAGAGCGGAAAUCGAGGAUCAUUGUAAAAAGCGUAACAGUGUGUCUGAAUUAAUUAGAGACUGUAAGGCUCAAAUUAUAACAACCAUAUUCGAAGCUGAAAAAAUCGCUUCACAGCAACAUUUUGAGAGCGAAAAAAGAGCAUUGUUAGAGUCAAUGUGCGCUGAAUAUGAAGAAAAAGUUCGUAAACUUGAAGAAGAUCGCAACUGUGUUGAUUUGUCAUCAGAACUCUGGUAUAAAAGUUCUGAUAAUACCUCAAUGAAAGGAAGUCGCAAACGUGAUAGCACUGAUGGAUUGUUGUACCCACAGAAGCGCAAGAAACCUGUAACUGUGUCUGAUAUCCUCAUUCACUUCUAUGCUUUGAGUUGUUGCUAUUUACCGAAUUCUUUAACGAUAUAUGAAAAUAUUACUGUCAUUUCUAAGCAAGGGGAAUCGCUGCCAGAAGAAGAUCUGAUCGUAAGCUUUUUGUGA
Messenger RNA from Trichoplax adhaerens, 798 nucleotides. RefSeq lists its product as uncharacterized. The coding region runs from base 1 to 798 and encodes 265 amino acids. Gene Ontology annotation, biological process: negative regulation of transcription by RNA polymerase II. The transcript is spliced from 9 exons. Gene Ontology annotation, molecular function: histone deacetylase binding. Lineage: Eukaryota; Metazoa; Placozoa; Uniplacotomia; Trichoplacea; Trichoplacidae. Gene Ontology annotation, cellular component: Sin3-type complex. The record is from RefSeq and is a predicted model, not a curated record.